CACUUGUCACGUGGUUUAAAAACUUCAGCAGGAUGGCGCGGAAACGCCACACAGGACCACUCUGCUGAGCUCUCAGUUUGUGAGGGUUUAUUUACUUUUUCUACAGACGCAACUGACAUUAUCAACCAUGAGUGUGCUGGAGGUGAAGUUCAUCGGGGAUGGAGAUGUUUUGGAGCACAUCGUGGACAAACAGGAAGCUCUGCAGAGCAGCAGCAGCUCUGUUCAGAGGAUGGUGAAGUUUAAGAGUCCAGCUGCUCGACGGGGAGGCAGAGACGAUGCAGAGCAGGACGGGGAUGAAAACGGAGUCCUUGAUGAGCAGAAUUACAUCCAGGCUUUAGGAACCGUCAAUGGAGAAGAAGAUGACGAUGCCUUAUCAAGAGUGGCUGGAUCCUCCAUUUUCACUUUUCAGAAAGUCAGACGUGGCCACGGCAUGGCUCAGACUGCAACUGAGUUGGCCCGGACCCCUGGAAAAAGUGUGACCUUUAGCACGACCCCGAACGUCCAACCCUGCACUCCCACCCGAACAGGCCGCAACCAGAGAGGUGGAAGCAGGACGCCACAGAGGAGGAAGAAGGUCCAGUUUGUCUCUACAACACCACACAGACUCAGGAAGAGAAUGACAACUCCGAGUCUCCGAUCAGACAGCGACAGCGAUCUGUCGCCCUCUGACUCCGGGGAGGAGGAUGAUGAUGAAGAGGGUCUGGAGGAAGAGCAGAAAGUAAUAAAGAAAGAAGACAAGGAGAACCUGAAGAACCCAAGAACCCCCAGUAAAGGUCUAUCUGCAGCUCUCUACAAGACUCCAGCCAAGAGGAGCAAGAACACACCUGAGCCUGUGAACCAGCCCACCAUGAUCGAGGAGUAUUUUGAAGCUCACGGCAGCUCAAAAGUCUUGACAUCAGAUCGUACACUUGAGCGUCUACACACUCCUAAACUCGACAGGGAGACGUUGGUGCGGCUCUUAGAGGGAAAACCAUCCUGCUACUCAAAAGAGAUCCAGCAGCUGCACAACAAACACCGAAAGCACUUUAGCAAAUGGAUGUUACAGUUACAGUUGGGAUUCAGUGUUCUGGUCUACGGCUUGGGCAGCAAAAAAGCUCUGCUGGAGGACUUCCGCGUGUCUCAUUUAUCUCAAGAAAUUCACCUGGUGGUCAAUGGAUUUUUCCCUUCUAUUACACUGAAAUCAAUAUUAAAUGCGCUGACAUGUGACGUUCUCGAGCACCAGGGAAGUUUCCGGACCCCCUCAGACCAGAUCCAGUUCAUUGCUCAGACCCUUAAAGACAGCCCAGAUCUCCACGUGUACCUGCUCAUCCAUAAUAUCGACGGACCGAUGCUGCGAGGAGAGAAGACCCAGAGUGCACUGGGGCAGCUGGCAUCCCUCCCCAAUCUGCACCUGGUGGCUUCUUUGGACCACAUCAACGCUCCAAUGGUGUGGGACCAGUUUAAGCAGAGUCAGUUCAACUGGCUGUGGUGGGAGUGUGUCACAUUCCAACACUAUGCAGAGGAGACGUCAUACGAAAACUCUCUCCUGGUGCAGCAGACCGGCGCCCUCGCUCUGUCCUCGCUCACACACGUGCUCCGCAGCUUGACACCCAACGCGAGAGGAAUCUUCAAACUGCUGGUAAAAUUCCAGCUGGAGAACAAAGACAAUCCUUCAUACACAGGAUUGUCAUUCCAGGAUUUCUACCAGCGCUGUCGAGAGGCCUUCUUGGUGAACUCUGACCUCACACUGAGGACUCAGCUGACCGAGUUCAGAGACCACAAACUGAUACGGACACGCAAGGGUGCAGAUGGAGUGGAGUAUCUGAUCGUUGCUGUGGAUGCGAGCACGUUGAUGGACUUCCUGGAGAACGAGGAGGGAGACUGACGAGACAAAACUUCAGACUUAUUAACUCUCUUUCCUGCAGAAACUUUUGCUGAAUCAGGCUGUUCCAUCUGAUUAACGCGGUUCAAACUCUGCACAGCUUAAAUUAGUGGUUUAAAUUAAAUUACUAGUAAGAUGUUUUGACUUGUCCUAAAUGCCCCAUUAGCACUGUGACAUUCACAUUGUGUUUUGAUGUACACAUGUUUACAGCUCUGUGUAAUUAAAAGCAACACUUGAAUGAA
Amphiprion ocellaris (clown anemonefish) is the source of this 2103-nucleotide messenger RNA. RefSeq names its product origin recognition complex, subunit 2 (gene orc2). Gene Ontology annotation, biological process: DNA replication. The record is from RefSeq and is a predicted model, not a curated record. NCBI's taxonomy places the organism in Eukaryota, Metazoa, Chordata, Actinopteri, Pomacentridae. The coding region runs from base 128 to 1864 and encodes 578 amino acids. The transcript is spliced from 16 exons. Gene Ontology annotation, cellular component: nuclear origin of replication recognition complex; nucleus. Gene Ontology annotation, molecular function: DNA replication origin binding.